ACUGGCUCCCCCAAAGGAGGCUCUGGGUCUCGCGUAUCGCUAGCCUGUCUGCCCUGUCGGAGCCGCCAUGUCCGCUGCGAUGCAAAGAAGCCGCGGUGCAAUCGCUGCAGUGAGGAGAACAAGGAGUGCAGCUACACCAAGUCGAGGCGAGGAGGCCUUGAUAGAGCAGCGCUGGCAGCUCGUCGCAGCCAAAUUGCCGCGUUGACGACAGCCAAGAACGGCGGCCAUCUCUCUCCAGCCGGUAGCGUUGACGGGACCGCCAGCACGCCUGAUGUUUUGACUGGCAGGGAUGAUUCACAUGCUUCAUUGGAUGUACUUGGAGAUGGCUUGAUGGGAAAUCAGCCAUUGGAUCCCAGUCUCUUCACUCCUCCAGAUGAUUCGUGGUCGACAUCGAGCGUCGUCCUUGCUACAUCAGACCUGCAGUCCAUUGACAUCACCAAGGACGCCUUCAUCGACGCUUAUUACAACUGCUUCCACCGCUAUCACCCCUGUGUGCUUCCCCGGAGAUGUUUUGAGCAGUACUUACAGGAUCCGACCCGGCAAGAUGAGCUGAAACCGCUGGUGUACAUGAUGCGCUUCGUCGGCAGCAUCUAUCUAAGCUCCCAUCAACCUUCAUUGCGGCCAAAGUGCUCUCGGUUGGAAGAACUGGUAUCCUCGACGCUUGCCCAAACGCCGACGACGUCGAUCAAUUCCUUCAUGGUCCAGUGCCAUCUCAUCUAUUCCGUUUGUCUAUACUGGCGCGGAAAUGUCCCCAAAUCACGGAUACACAUGGGCAUAGCGAGACAACUCGCGCUCGACCUGGGCAUGCACCGCCGCGAAUUCGCAACAGACCAUGGCAACGGCGACUCCGUCCUGGAGGAAUCAUGGCGACGGACCUGGUGGCAAGUUUACAUUGUCGACGCAUUUUAUUCCGCCAUCAGGCGAACCGCCGACUUUCCAUCCUAUCACGUCGAAGCAAGCACAGACUUGCCCUGUGAGGAAGAAGAAUACGAGCGUGGGACUAUUCCCCGCCCAAGGACAUGGCAAGAAUUCGACUCGCGAGAGUUUCUUUCGGAAGACACAGUCUUUUCAUCCUUUGCUUACCUCAUCGGAGGCGUCCGCGGCAUGGCUGAUGCCAUGUCCAGAGCUCUCUCGCUGGAAAAGAAUUCGUCUGAUGCCGGAGAAUCUUCGCCCAGAGUGUUGGAAUCCGUCGAUUCCAUCAUCGAAGGGUGGCUUCUUCUUUUGCCAGAGUCAAAACGGGACGUCUUCUCGGCAGACGGCCAGAUUGAUGAGCUGCUAUUCCAAGCAAUGAUGGCUCUCCAUGCAACAACCGUAGGACUCCACAGACCAUUUUCAAACUGCGCAUUCGAUCCCCUAGAAUGCAUCUCGAGCUGCUCCGCGCCCCCAGCAGCAGGAGCUCACUCCGAUCCCAGCAAUGAAUUCAGAAGCAUCCACACCAUCAAAUGCAUCCGCGCAGCUGAGGCGCAAAUCGGCCUCCUCGCCUUGCCCACAAAGCCAUGCAGCCAUACGCCAUUCGUCGUCUGCAUGCUUACCACGGGAACUCUCUCGCUUCUCGCCGCCUGUCGAUAUAUCCUUCGUGGUCAGAAGCUCGCCGUGGCGCGAGACCAGAUCCGCAUGAGCAUCGGAUGUCACAAGGCAAUGGCCAACGUGUGGCCCCAGGCUGGAAGCAACCUACACGAAGUUCAAGCCAUUGCCUGUGAAGUCUUGGGGCUGCCCAUGGGAAAUAAUAACCACAAUAAUAAGCCGGCCAAACCAUCAUUU
Messenger RNA from Trichoderma atroviride IMI 206040, 1761 nucleotides. RefSeq lists its product as uncharacterized. Gene Ontology annotation, biological process: regulation of DNA-templated transcription; DNA-templated transcription. Gene Ontology annotation, molecular function: DNA-binding transcription factor activity, RNA polymerase II-specific; DNA binding; zinc ion binding. Lineage: Eukaryota; Fungi; Ascomycota; Sordariomycetes; Hypocreales; Hypocreaceae. The record is from RefSeq and is a predicted model, not a curated record.